GCCAACUGUCAGUUUUGCCGUCAAUUGUCAAUUUGAUGUUUCCCAGCUUAAUUCCCACGUGUUUUUGGUCGUAUUUCUUUAGAUAUAUAUUCAAUUAUUGAUUGAAUUGGCUUAUUUUAUCAUAAUAUUUUUAUAAUGGCUGUAAUACAAAGGAUAAAGAAACCAACUACACGUAAAGGAAAGAAAGCACUUCUAGCGAAGGAACCUAAACCAAUUGAAGGCCCAAAACAAUGUUUAUUUAUGCAAGGGCGAAAUCCAUCAGAACGCACUAGGAAACUAUUAAAAGAUAUAUAUAAUUUGAAGAAACCGGACGCAGCAUAUCUUAGUCGGAAAAAUGAUUUCGUUCCCUUUGAAGAUGCUUCCCUCAUUGAGAAGUUGUGCAACAAAAAAGAUGCAGCAAUAUUUGGAGUUGGGUCACACAGUAAGAAAAGACCACACAAUAUUAUAUUUGGCCGGACAUUCAACUAUGGAAUAUUGGAUAUGAUUGAAUUAGGAGCAGAUAAAUAUAAGGCAAUGUCAGAAUUCCAAAACGUAAAAGUGCUGGCUGGUAUAAAGCCAUGUCUACUGUUCAAUGGACCCGCAUGGGACUUGAAUCAAGACUUAAAAAGACUAAAGUGUCUUUUUACUGAUUAUUUCCAUAGAGAAAAAGUAGAAACAAUCAGACUACAAGGCUUAGAGCAUGUGCUCAGUUUCACUGCAACUGACUCAGGGGAGAUCUAUUUCAGAUCAUACAGGAUAUUAUUAAAAAAGAGUGGUCAACGCACUCCCAGAAUUGAAUUGGAGGAAAUUGGACCAUCAAUAGAUUUCAAGCUGAGAAGGACCAAGUUAGCUUCUGACGAUCUAUACAAGGAGGCUUGUAAGAUACCUCGCGAACUGAAACCAAUCAAAAAGAAGAAUAUUUCAAGGGAUGCAUUUGGUUCUAAAAUGGGUCGUAUUCAUAUGGGCAAGCAGGAUAUUAACCGUCUGCAAACUCGCAAGAUGAAGGGAUUGAAAAAGACCCCUGAGGAAAGGAAACAGAUGUUGAUGAACAAGAAGAAGGCGAAAAAAGCAGCGAAAGCAGCUCAAAUUAAUGAUGUUGCAUAAAUAUAUUAUUUUAAUACAAUUU
Molecule: messenger RNA, 1105 nt
Organism: Manduca sexta (tobacco hornworm)
Lineage: Eukaryota; Metazoa; Arthropoda; Insecta; Lepidoptera; Sphingidae
Gene: Non3
Product: ribosome production factor 2 homolog
Exons: 5
Coding region: 136-1083 (315 amino acids)
Biological process (GO): maturation of LSU-rRNA from tricistronic rRNA transcript (SSU-rRNA, 5.8S rRNA, LSU-rRNA); ribosomal large subunit assembly
Cellular component (GO): nucleolus
Molecular function (GO): rRNA binding
Source: RefSeq, a predicted model, not a curated record